GCCGCGCCGCCAGCGCAGGGCCGGCCGCCGCCAUGCGGUUCCGGGCUAAGAUCGUGGACCUCGCCUGCCUCAACCACUUCAGCCGCGUGGUGAACACCGUGGCGCGGCUGGCCCGCAGCUGCACGCUGCGCCUGGCGCCCAGCAGGCUCUACUUCAUCCUCUGCCAGAAAGCGGCCAACGGGGGCGUCAGCGUCUGGUGCGAGCUGUGCCAGGGGAAUUUCUUCGAUGAAUUUCAGAUGGAAGGAGUAGCUGCAGAGCACAAUGAGAUCUAUUUAGAGUUGGUGCCUGAGAACCUGUCGAGAGCAUUAAAAACUGCCCAGAAUGCUAAGGCAGUGAAGAUCAAGUUGACUAACAAGCACUGUCCCUGUCUGAGAGUUGCUGUGGAGCUACCAUCCUUAUCCAGCAGCAGUAGGAUUGUGACACAUGACAUUCCUGUGGGGGUUAUUCCCAGAAGAUUAUGGAAUGACUUCAGAGAGCCCAGUGUGCCAGACUUUGAUGUCAGUAUUUAUCUACCAGUGCUGAAAACAAUGAAGAGUGUUGUGGAGAGAAUGAAGAAUCUCAGCAAUUCCCUUGUGAUUGAAGCAAACUGGAAUGGAGAAAUGAACUUGAAAAUAGAAACUGACUUAGUAUCUGUAACAACACAUUUUAAAGACUUGGGAAAUCCUCCUUGGGCAUCAGAGGAUGGAUGUCAAAGUUCUGCUCAAGACAGAGAUCUGGAAAGAAUGGCUGAGGCACGCAUAGACAUCAAGAAGCUGCAGCAGCUGCUUGCUGGACAGCAGGUCAAUCCCACAAAAGCAUUGUGCAAUAUUGUAAGUAAAAAAAUUGUCCACUUCAUCUUGCUCCAUGAGGAUGUUUCACUUCAGUAUUUUAUUCCAGCACUUGCCUGAAUGUUUUGGAAUCUCAAGUCAUUUUCCGACCUGAGGUCUUUUCCACAAAGUCUGAAAACUUUCAUGAGUUGCUGGAGUAUUCUCAUGAUGUUAGAAGCAGUUAUCAGAUGGACAUUAAUUCCGUAUUUAUGAAAUUAUUCAAAAUAUCUCCUCAUCCAGAAGACCACUUUUGUGAAGAGUUAUGUGCUAAGAAAGACAUAAUGCUGGGGAGCUGGUGUAUCAGCCUUAUGGGGAGCAAAACUGAAAUUUGUAUGUGCUUUUGGGAUGCUUUGAGUUGUUGUUGACAAAUGCAAAGGUAGAAUUGACCUGUGGCACUGCUUCUGGGUGUGUUCGGUAUUGGACGAUGCAGCUUCAAGAUAAGAGAUUUCUGAUCAAGCUGUCAUACCUCCAUGGAGCAGGAGAGCCAUCUUGGAGGGUUGAUAGGUGGGUGUUUGCCUGGGCAGGUAAGCACAACACUCCUGAAGUGGUGGUGAAUUGACUUCUGUUCCAGCAGUGAUUUAUACAGACUUGAUGUGCUGGUUGUUGUGCAGCAGAAAUGUCUCUGAGGCAGAGGAGCUUCCUUUGGCUGCCAGCACGUAAUGAAAUGUAACAGGUGCUAAGAAGCACCAACAGCUCAGCAGCGUCUGUUUGAACCUGGUUUUAUCUUUUGAUCUGACAUGUUGCAACAUACCUCAGUAGUUCUGCUAGUUCAUGAACUGAUGUGUUAGGUCUUGGCCUAGAAGGAUGAGAUGAAGUCUGAAUUACCUCAUUAAUGUAACAGGGAAGAUCUCUGUUCAGGUACACAAUAUCAUAUGAGGUCAUGUGUGAACACAGCAACUGGUGUGAAAUAAAGGCCAAGUUAUCUGUGGAUCACAUUUCUUCCCCUUUCCAAUGGAAAGCAUUGUAUAACCUGUGUCAUCAUGGCAUCAGACAUGAUGAGAUAGCAUCCAGACUCUGAUGCUGAGCAGCCAAGAGCAUGACUAAGUCUCACAGAGGGGAGUACUGCCCCUUCUUCUAUUUCCUGGUUAUCUUCUGAGGCCUUUUCCUCCUUUAUCCUGUGUGAUUGUAUUUGCUAUCCAGCCAUUUUCCAUAUAGCCCUUGGUGUUCCUCAGGGUUUUGAGUAUCUUCUGAAACUUCUUGUUUUAGAAAGAGUGAUUUUUUGCUGCCAAAUGGAACAGGGAGUUUCUGGUACACAGUAACUCUUGUAUUGGUCAGAAGUGUUUGGCUUGCUAUUUUUUAAAGGGGCACUGAAGUUAGGAGAGAAACUAAUUUUUCUGUUCUUGCAGAUGUAAAUGGUUGAGAAGGCUGAAGGAGAGGCAGAGACCUAGAUAUGUUAUGCUUCAUUGCUUCUUCCACCAUUUCUAUCAGACUAACCAGCAAGCAUCUUCCAAAUCCUGUUAAUUUUCAUGGGAAACUGCAAUUACCAAAAUGGUCUGUGGAAGAUGGUAGUAGCUGUACAGCUGGAUGCAGCAAUUGCAUGUUGAGAGGUGUGUGGUAAAUAUUCCUGGAUUUUCUCCUGAGAGGGGAAAAACUGUCAGAGUAUGAUAUAAAUAAAGCAUGCACUAUGAAAGCAGGAUUUGAAAACUUGGGAUUUUCUCCUUUGAAAAUGUGUUCUGCAUAAGCUGAUGGAAAUGCUUGUUUCUGGUGUAGCAUAAAAACUAGUGACAAUGGGUCUCAGCUCUGCAGGCUUUAUGAUUGCUAUUUUUCCAAAGAGAUUGGAACUUAUAAUUGCAAAAAAAAGUGGCUUUUUGUUUGUUUGUUUUUAAUAAAAAAUAAAUGACAGUAGGAGUAAUGCUGGCACAGAUCAA
Apus apus (common swift) is the source of this 2674-nucleotide messenger RNA. RefSeq names its product HUS1 checkpoint clamp component (gene HUS1). Lineage: Eukaryota; Metazoa; Chordata; Aves; Apodiformes; Apodidae. The transcript has 8 exons. Gene Ontology annotation, cellular component: checkpoint clamp complex; site of double-strand break; nucleolus. The coding region runs from base 33 to 887 and encodes 284 amino acids. The record is from RefSeq and is a predicted model, not a curated record. Gene Ontology annotation, biological process: mitotic intra-S DNA damage checkpoint signaling; mitotic DNA replication checkpoint signaling; nucleotide-excision repair.